ACUCACCAUGGGCCGGGAACAAGAUUUAUUCUGCGUACACUCAAACUACCUAGCCCUUCUUAAGCCUCUUUUUGAUCUUUCUACGACGAGAGGUCUGACCUCACUUAUACCUCGAAAUCUCCUUACAAGUUUCGACGGAGAAUACAGACUAUCAUUACGAGCCUAUUAAGCAUGGCGACACCUGUACCAGAGAAUAGUAUCUGGUCUCAAAUGAAAUAUGUACCUCCUCGAGGACAGUGUAACUUCAAGACUGGAAUGCUUACAACAUGUACAUGCCGAAGGUUCAUGCUUCAUCCUAUCAAGAUUGCCACUUCGUUCGAAUGCGAUGGCUGUAGUCAUCAUGCAUCGCACCACGAUAUGGAGAACAAGCUCGAGGACGAAAUAGUACGGAGGUGGCAAACAGAGGAAAAAGAAUUAGAGCUCUUGAACAGCACGAAUGCGGCUGGCCGGCCAAAGAAAAGACCAAGAAAUGCAAUUUGUGGACAAAGGCCCACGCGCUUAGCAAACGGGAAGGGUCAGAACUUGCUAGAGGCCGCGCUAGAUGCCAAUCAAGAGGAUUUUGUGAUUGAGGAGGUUGAAAGCGAAGGUACAGUUAGUAGCACAGCAGGCAGACGAGGUGGGCGGAGACAAUGAGCUCGGACAUGCCAGACAUGAGCUCUGAUAAGAGCAUAAUAAUUCAUAUGAGUGAUACGAGGUCCCAAGUACAUUCAGAUCCCGGCGUUGGUUAUGAAGCGGAGAGACAGGUCUAGGGAUUAGGAGUAUAUGCUGCACUCACCACAUUUAAACUGAUACACUCGGGAUUUCUCUAUGAUUAAGCAAAGGUCUCAUAUACACUACCGAGGAACUGCGAUAUAGUAGCCGUGUAGUUAAGCCUCAGCCGGGGUUAUCAUUUGAUAGUAACAUGUAUCAAUCAGUAACACGGGAUUUCAUGAUCU
Pseudovirgaria hyperparasitica is the source of this 935-nucleotide messenger RNA. RefSeq lists its product as uncharacterized. NCBI's taxonomy places the organism in Eukaryota, Fungi, Ascomycota, Dothideomycetes, Acrospermales, Acrospermaceae. The transcript is spliced from 2 exons. The record is from RefSeq and is a predicted model, not a curated record. The coding region runs from base 172 to 633 and encodes 153 amino acids.